Molecule: messenger RNA, 1869 nt
Organism: Schistosoma turkestanicum
Lineage: Eukaryota; Metazoa; Platyhelminthes; Trematoda; Strigeidida; Schistosomatidae
Source: the annotation of a GenBank genome assembly
AUGAAAAAAUGUAAUACAUAUGCACCACCUAAUCUAGAAGGCAUCCCAUCGAAUCAAACGAGCCAGCUAUCCACUUCACAGAGCACCACGUCCAUUCAGUCGAAUCUGUCCACUGGAACACCUGAACCGACAGCAACACCUACCACUCCAACUCCAACUCCACCACCACCACCACCACAGACCACCGAUUCAUCAAUCGUCACUAGCAUCCCAUCGAAUCAAACGAGCCAGCUAUCCACUUCACAGAGCACCACGUCCAUUCAGUCGAAUCUGUCCACUGGAACACCUGAACCGACAGCAACACCUACCACUCCAACUCCAACUCCACCACCACCACCACCACAGACCACCGAUUCAUCAAUCGUCACUAGCAUCCCAUCGAAUCAAACGAGCCAGCUAUCCACUUCACAGAGCACCACGUCCAUUCAGUCGAAUCUGUCCACUGGAACACCUGAACCGACAGCAACACCUACCACUCCAACUCCAACUCCACCACCACCACCACCACAGACCACCGAUUCAUCAAUCGUCACUAGCAUCCCAUCGAAUCAAACGAGCCAGCUAUCCACUUCACAGAGCACCACGUCCAUUCAGUCGAAUCUGUCCACUGGAACACCUGAACCGACAGCAACACCUACCACUCCAACUCCAACUCCACCACCACCACCACCACAGACCACCGAUUCAUCAAUCGUCACUAAUACAACUGGAACAAUUUCACAAGGAAGUACAAAUACUUCAUCUGAUAAUUUGUUAACUUUAUCAUCAACUGUCGAUCACACGCCUACAAUAUUCACUGAUAAUCAAACGUCACUAACAUCUGUAUCAUUGAGUCAAUCAACCGAAUCAAUAACGACAACACCGAUUCCAACAAACACUACAACAGCCAGUAUUGUGAUUUCAAAUACAACAACGGCAACGUUUAACGAAAGUAGUACACACACUUCUAUUGAUAAUGUCCUAGUAUCAACCACAUCUGCUACACAGUUCAAUACAUCCACAGCCAAAUCGACGAUAUUAACAACUGAAGUAACCACUAAUAAAUUGAUAGAAAUAACUUCUACAUUAAUAGACCAAUCAACACAAUUUAUCACGAAUUUAUUAACAAACGCUACAACUUUGACUACUAUUGCAACAACAACCACUACAACCACUACAACAGUCUAUAUUGGCAGAGUAACCACAGUAUUUCAAAUCAAAGCAGUUUUAUACGCUACCAGUACUGGCAAGAAUGUUCCAUGGUCAAAUGAUUAUGCUGAUAAGACAUCAAAUGCUUAUAAAACUUUAUCAACAAGUUAUUGUUCUUUGCUUUUGAAUAGUUUACUAACCGAAAAUGCUCAAAUAACUCAAGGUGCAACUUGUAAAUCAAUUGAAUUCACUCGAAUUAUUUUAAGUUCACUUUCUAAACGACAAGUUCAAAGCUCCAACAAUGCUACAACUGAUGCUGUUCAAGGAAAUGCACAAAUUGAAUUACAAACAUUAACCGGUUCACAAUUGAAUCAAGCGCAAUUUUCACAAUUAUUACUGAAUGGUUAUCAAAAGCUUAAUUUAACCAGUGGAAAUUUUCUAAACAAUAUUCAAUCAACACGCAUUUCACCAACUAUCACAUGUUCACAAACUCGAUCACUAUGUGGUGAACAUGCAUCAUGUCGAAAUACUGACAAUGGUGUUACAUGUACAUGUGAUCCAAUGUGGAAAGAUGUAACUCCAGAAGAUCCAGGAAAAAAUUGUACAUUACAUCCUGGAACAAUUGCACUCAUUGUAUUUGCUGCUCUCCUAUUGGCUGCUGCUAUCGGUGCAUUAAUCUAUUUUCUAGUUCGAACUGAAUCAAUUAAAAAGUUACGAUUAAAACAAAUCACUGCAAAUUAA